AUGCUGGAUUUCAAGUUUGCUGAACACGGACCAUCCUCUUCCCCUCUUCCUCCUCAAGUCAACAAGCAACCACCGACCAUGGGAGACCAACUUGCAGACAUGGAUAUUGACAUGCUCGAUACUACGCAGGACACCACUGCCGUUACAGACGCUGAAUUGGCAGCCCUUGAACAAGAACUUGCACAACACGAUGCUCCUCCUCCUCCUCCUCCUUCCGAUCCCAAUCCAACCGGCACAACAGUGGAAUCCACCUCGAACGAACCUCAAUCAGACGUCGAUUCUACUCAUCGUCCAGAAGCCAUCUUGCUCCAAGGCGUUGAUGAGAUGAAGACAAGGGAUAUUCGUGUCUACUGUCAGGAUUUACCUUUGGAUAAGAUUGAAUGGAUCAAUGAUACUUCUUGUAAUCUCGUAUUUGCCAAUGAAGAAGUAGCCAAGGAGGCAGCUGAGGCGUUGCUCGUCAAUGAUGUGAAUGAUCCACUUUCCACCACUGUCUUACGCAAAGCCAAACCAUUCACGGAUCCCAAAAGCGAAAGGACGCAUGAUUUGCACAUCCGUAUGGCCACCAAGGAAGAUGUCAAGGAAAAAGGAUCACGAGAUCGCAGUCGAUUUUACUUGUUGUAUGGCGAAGGCACUCACGAUUUCGAUGAAUUCGAUGCGUAUGAAAAGGCCAGAGAUAGGGCGAACAACAAACAAGAAGGUCAUGAGGAUGGUGAUGGUGGUGAUGAUGGCGGCAGCAAUGGGCAACAGGGUGACAUUCUAAGUCGACUUGGUGCGCGAAGGGAACGCAAGAUGCGAUCUGAUUCACAAGCAGCAGGAAAAAGUGUAUUUGAACGAUUGGGCAAACGAGAUGAAUCACGCCCUUCACGACGCCCAAGAGAUCAUCAUCGACGACGUUCAUUAUCGCCACGUGCACGACCUUCACCACGACAAGAAGAUGACACCCCAAAGGAAUUACCCGAGAGCUUAAAAGGAAGAUUAGGACCCAAACGAUCAUGA
This is a messenger RNA of Lichtheimia ornata, 996 nucleotides long. RefSeq lists its product as uncharacterized. Gene Ontology annotation, molecular function: mRNA binding; RNA 7-methylguanosine cap binding. The record is from RefSeq and is a predicted model, not a curated record. Gene Ontology annotation, cellular component: cytosol; nucleus. Bases 1 to 996 code for a protein of 331 amino acids. The transcript is spliced from 3 exons. NCBI's taxonomy places the organism in Eukaryota, Fungi, Mucoromycota, Mucoromycetes, Mucorales, Lichtheimiaceae.